This is a messenger RNA of Coccidioides immitis RS, 1055 nucleotides long. RefSeq names its product caffeine-induced death protein Cid2. Gene Ontology annotation, cellular component: mitochondrion; mitochondrial intermembrane space. The record is from RefSeq and is a predicted model, not a curated record. Bases 115 to 702 code for a protein of 195 amino acids. The transcript has 2 exons. NCBI's taxonomy places the organism in Eukaryota, Fungi, Ascomycota, Eurotiomycetes, Onygenales, Onygenaceae.
UUUCAAAGUUAUUUCUAUAAUUGAAGCCUUCGGCCACAACCGUUCCGAAAACUGGAUUUGUUUUGGGCAAAGCGAUCGCAACCAGCCACUGAGCCGGUUCGUUCACAGAAAACGAUGUCACGGCCAUCGACAACGAGGCCAACACUGACACCUCAAUUCUGCUUUAACCAGCGUGCGUUAAGAGACUUCCUCCGAAUUUCACGAUCAACAAUUGACGACUCCAUUACCCAAAACCUGAAUGCUCUCGUAACACCGGCGCGCAAAGGGUUUGACCCGGCUUCCACUACCGCCCGACAGACGGAUUUCGCCAACAAGACCCAGAUCGACCCGGAGAACUGCGAGAUAUUCAAAAACAAAGUACUGUUUCCCUCUUGGCAAGUACGUUCAGACGUGUUGAAUUAUUGCGCCGGUGUUGCUACCAGCCCAGACCCCGAAGAUCCCGACCUUGUGCUACGACAGGUUGAGUCAGCUAAAGAUAGAGAAAGACUCGUGGAUGAGCGGCUGGAUCCGUAUUCGGCGAGAUUCUUCCCCAGAGAGGCGCGGACAGAGUCGUUGGCCAUGCUAAUACGAAAUGAGCGAGGAGUGGAGACCAUCAUACGUUCUCGGACCUGGGGAAUGGUUACUGAACGAUGUGGCAAUUCCUUUGAAGGGUGGGAAGAUGCACUAAAUCGAUGGCGAGAACAACAGGAUCAGGGCAAAUGAGCCUAAUCUAAUAGGGUAAUGCUGCUGGGGGGGGGUGCUGGGGGCAUGAGUAUCUCUGGAUGGGUCGAUUUUGAGCGGGGAAAUCAUUGCAGAUGUGCCCCUCCUCCAGUGCACUUGGUCUCCUCUCCGUCCAUCAAAAUGAUUUCUGCAUGAUGUGUUUCCUGCUGUGGGGUAUGCGAGAAUCCGCAGGUCAUGCACUCCAUUUUGUACGCCCUCAAGGCUUGCAGCUCUCCCAUAACGGGAGCAGGAGCAGAUCCCGAAAUUCCCAUGACUGUAAGAUAAGAGCACUGUAUAUACUUUGUUUCCAUCUCACUGAAAAGCAUGCAAUCAAGAUAUAAGUAAUUGACUCUCUA